Messenger RNA from Pristis pectinata (smalltooth sawfish), 2822 nucleotides. It is a transcript of the gene ncoa5, whose product is annotated as nuclear receptor coactivator 5. The transcript is spliced from 10 exons. Gene Ontology annotation, cellular component: nucleoplasm. The record is from RefSeq and is a predicted model, not a curated record. Gene Ontology annotation, biological process: regulation of signal transduction. Gene Ontology annotation, molecular function: RNA binding. The coding region runs from base 143 to 2065 and encodes 640 amino acids. NCBI's taxonomy places the organism in Eukaryota, Metazoa, Chordata, Chondrichthyes, Rhinopristiformes, Pristidae.
AAGGGCGCAUGCGCGGAAGGUCGCCUCCGAGAACCCGUGUGGUGGAUCGCCGCCGCCGCCGUCCGGACGAGGAGAGCCGCUCGCACAACAGCCCGAUUGCCCGUCAGCUUCGCGUUGGAUAACGCCCGUAAAAGGAUUCUAAAUGAUGUCCCGGAGAAGAAGCAGAAGCCCGUCCCGAGAACGUAGAAUGCGUGGUGACCGGGGUGCAAGUAACAAGACAGACAGUGCUGAUCCUCGAGAUCUUGAGAGGCGCGUUUUUGUUGGAAAUUUGCCCACCGACUCCAUGGUGAGGAAGGAUUUGGAGGAUAUGUUCCUUAAAUAUGGCAAGAUAAAUGCUUUGUCAAUGCACCAUGGAUUUGGGUUUGUGCAGUUUGAUCGUGUUGAGGAUGCUAAAGCUGCCGUACAAGGAGAGAACGAGCGAAUGUGUAGAGGGUACAGAUUAGAUGUUAAUAUGGCAGCUGAACGAAGAAAUUCGAAUAAAUCUGCACGGAGACCGAGUCCUCCGAGAAGAGAUCCAUUUGCCUUUGGUGAUGAACGUGAUGUAAGACGUGAUCGCUCCCCACUCAGGCCUACCAGAGAUGAACGCGAUGUAAGGGAUCCUCUGUAUGAUCGAUACAGGGAUGCUAGAGAUCCAAGAGACCCAACCUACAGGCGGGAGGAAGUCUAUGACCGCUAUUAUCGCUAUGAUGAUAUUUUGCGCAGGAAGGAGGAGCCAUAUAUGGACAGAUUUCGUGAGCCAUGGGAUCCCAGAGCACCUCGUGAAGUUGAUGAUCCCAUGAGAAGAGAGCGCCGGAGAGAAGAAUUGUAUCGGCAGUAUUAUGAUGAAAUCCAAAGACGUUAUGAUGCUGAAAGACCUGUGGAUUGUUCAGUUAUUGUAGUCAACAAGCAGCAAAAGGAAUAUGCAGAGUCUGUUGGUCGAAAAGUUCGUGACCUUGGUAUGGUGGUUGACUUGAUAUUCCUGAAUACUGAAGUGUCGCUUACUCAAGCCCUUGAAGAUGUCAGCAGAGGAGGCACGGCGUUUGCGAUUGUUAUUACUCAACAACAUGAAAUACACAGAUCGUGUACUGUCAAUAUCCUGUUUGGGACACCACAGGAGCAUCGUAACAUGCCAAUGGCUGAUGCUAUGAUCUUGGUUGCGCGUAAUUAUGAAAGGUACAAGACCGAAACACGUGAAAAGGAGCGGGAAGAGGUUGCAAGAAAGGCAGCAAAAAUGGCAGAUGAAGUAAUCAUGCGUGAACGUGAACCUACCCAAGGAGGGCUUGAAGAACGAGGAAAUCCCCCCAGCAUCCAGCCAUUAUUGAACCUACUUGCAGAUGGAAGAUAUCUUUCCAUGGAGGAAAUUGAUAAAAUCAUAGAAUAUCUGAGAGAGAAAAAAGAACGAUUUCUUCGGGGAGGAGACGCCUUGCAUGGAUCUGUUCACAAUCCAGCUCCCAUGCCCAGACCAAACAUGGGUUCUGUAGGAAUGAAUCCACUUGAUGCACAACAGUCUCUGCCAAAUGCUCAGUCUUUGAAGGGAGGUCCACAGGACGCACAAGCAACACAACAGCAAGAGCUGCAAGCCAAGAUCCUAAGCCUCUUCAACAGUGGAGCAUCUGGUACAAAUACUAACCCUGCAGGAGCACAGGGCCCAGCAUAUGGAAGCGCACUAAACACCCAGCCUCAAAAUCGUGCUGGCCAGCUUGUCCUCAGUAAUUCCUCAUAUCUUUCUCAAAGUCAGCAACGCAUGACGGGCCCUAAUUCACAACUUCCAUCUUUAAUGAGUCAAGCAGUUGCACCAAGAGCCACUGCGAUUCGGUCACCUCUGCCUCAAACCCAAGGCAUCUAUGGCCAGCAGCAACCUCGAGGUCCAAACCCCAACCAGUCAAGUGCUUUGUCUCAGGCCCAGAGAUCUGGUGUUGCAUCAGGUAUAAACUUUGAUAACCCUAGUGUGCAGAAAGCAUUGGAUACUCUUAUUCAGAGUGGUCCAUCUCUUUCCCACUUGGUAAACCAAGCCUCUGCCCAGGUACCACGCCCUGGCCAACCAAUGAACCAGGCUGCUAUGGCGUCUUACCAGCGCCACUACUGAGCCUGUGGGGUGGGUGGAAUUGUCUUUAAGGAAGAGCAGUCAGCACAUCUAUUGAACCCCUUUAAGGCUACCUGUUAAGGUUUCAUAAACAAAUGUAGGUUAUCAAGAGAGUGCUUCAAUAAAUUCUGGUUAUUGUCGGGCUUUGAUGUGAUUUUAAGAAAUCCAUUACGAUUUUAUGGUAGCCAGGUAAUGAAAAUUUUUAUAAAGGCACUCAAUUUAUGUUGUAACUGUAUAUAAUAAAAACUACGUUUGUUAAUGAACAAGGCCUUAAUUGCAAUCACUCGGUUCAUAUCGACUUUGAUCUUUUAAAAUAUAAAAAAAAUUAAAAUGUUAACCAGAUGAUUGUGUAUUAAAGCAUGAUGCUGCAGUCUGAAUCCAGUGUUUUUAAAUGGAUAUUUCUAAAAAUGUAACUAAAACCCAGGAUAGCAGAUCUCUACUAAGUAAACAAGUUUUUUUAUAUUUUAAUGUUUUGCCACUUUUUUUUAAUAAUUAGAUCCUAAGUCAGACAGGUUAUGUCAUUGUCAUUAUGGUUCUGUAAAAUUGACUUUUGUAAGUUUUACGGUUUUCUGUUACAUUUGUGAUCCCCUUCCCUUAUGUUCACUCUCUGCAGCUAUGAGAAAUUGUUUUAUGUGCUUCAUUUGUAGCCAGAGCCAUUUGCAGCUGUGGAAUGGUGGCUGUUGUAUAUUUCUUAGUAGUUUAAUGUUUGAGUCACUACUUUCAUCUGGUUGUAAAGAAUAAAGGUUUCUCUUCCAUUUUU